AUGCCUACUUCAGAACAUGCUUGGUGUGAAAGGUGCCGCCGAGUGUUUAUUUCAGACCCCGCCAAAAAUGCCCAUCUUCGAGAGUCGCGCAGGCAUAAUUUCUGUUCAGCUUGUCCUCAAUCAAGAGAUUUUAAGACUCCUGAAGAGCUUGAAGAUCAUUCAGUGGACGCUCAUCACUUUUGCCCCGAUUGCAAUAUGUAUCAUAAUUCUGCUGGAGAACUUCGAGAUCAUGAUGUCGUGAAGCAUUACCUUUGCGUCAGAUGCGAUGGCUACUUUGGUAAUGACAAUAAUCUACGAAUGCACCAGCAGAAACACCAAACCCGAAGUAUGGAAUGCUAUGGCUGUUACCAGACCUUUAAAUCCCUCUCUGGAAUGCUUAUCCAUCUGGAGUCUGGAAAUUGCCCGUCAAGGGCUACUGAGGAGGAGAUUGAUAACAUAGCCCGCAAAUGUUAUCAGAGUCGGAAAUACAUAAUUUCUGAGGAUGGAGGGUGGCUAUAUAGAUGUCCCAGCUGUAGCAAGGAGUUUCUAAAGCUUUCUGCGCUGUAUCAACAUGCUGAGGACACCCCACGAUGCUCCUUUCUUUCAAAAGGCCAUGAGUGUCUGGCCAAACUCGAGCAUUUCAUUGCUCGCAGCAUACAUCGACAACCUUCAGAACUCGUCUGGGUUAAAACUCCAAGGAACUCUAAUGGUUUCACUUCCCAUUAACACUUUCGAGAUACAAGAUUUCUUGUAUCAGUUUAACCUUGUAGAUUAAACCCCACUCAGCAG
Molecule: messenger RNA, 768 nt
Organism: Aspergillus ochraceoroseus IBT 24754
Lineage: Eukaryota; Fungi; Ascomycota; Eurotiomycetes; Eurotiales; Aspergillaceae
Product: putative C2H2 finger domain protein
Exons: 4
Coding region: 1-705 (234 amino acids)
Source: RefSeq, a predicted model, not a curated record